AUGCAGACAAUCACUGUAACAUGUGUAACAGUGUCAUUGAUACGAUUUCUCUUCUGUACACUGAUACUUCUAUCAUUGCAAGCAUAUGCGUGUACAAAUUGUUGGGUGUUAUUUAAUAACAAGUGUUAUGCCUUUACUGAAUCUUUUAUGAGAUGGGCUACAGUAAGAUCCUUUUGUCAGAAAUUCGGAGACGAUGGUGAUAUGCUGGUCAUAAAAACUCUAGCGGAAUUGAGUUUUUUGAAGACGGAAUUAAGGAGGAGAAAAAAAUAUUACUGGACUGGUGCAACAGAUGAGGGAGAUGAAGGUAACUGGCGAUGGAUUGAUGGAAGCCCAUGGGACCCUGAAAUUGGAAAACGGAUGUGGUAUCAUAGUUCCGGUCAACCAAGGAUUAACUCGAAGUACAACUGCGCAUAUUCUAGACCAAUUGCGGACUGGGACAGCAUGUAUUGCACUAAAUCAACUCGAGCUCUAUGCAAGAGAUCAUUAGUCGUAGGCCUAAGUCUCUGGACGGAAUGGGGAGAGUGUUCAAAAACAUGUGGAGAUGGAAAUAGAUCUCGUACUCGAAAAUACGAUAAUCCAACACCAGCUGAUGGAGGGAAUGAUUGCAAUGACAACAAUGCUCUAAUGGAAACCCAGUUCUGUAAACUUAUAGAUUGUCCUGUCAAUGGGGGUCUUGGUUCUUGGACAGCAUGGGAACAAUGUUCUACCACGUGUGGAGAUGGAGAGAAAAUCCGCACCAGGGAAUGCAAUAACCCUGCUCCAGCUUACGGUGGUGAUGAGUGCAUUGCCGAUGAUUUGACAGAAAAGAUGUCCUGUAAAAUUCAAGAAUGCCCUGUUAAUGGAGGUCCUGGUACAUGGGCACAAUGGGAACAAUGUUCUACCACGUGCGGAGAUGGAGAGAAAAUCCGCACCAGAGAGUGCAGUAACCCUGCUCCAGCUUACGGAGGAGAUGAAUGCAAUGCCACUGAUUUGACAGAAAGGAUAUACUGUAAAGUUCAAGAGUGUCCUGUUAAUGGAGGUCCUGGUACUUGGACAGCAUGGGAACAAUGUUCUACCACAUGUGGAGAUGGAGAGAAAAUCCGCACCAGAGAGUGCAAUAAUCCUGCUCCAGCUUACGGAGGAGAUGAAUGCAAUGCCACUGAUUUGACAGAGGGAAUAUACUGUAAAGUUCAGGAGUGUCCCGUUAACGGAGGUCCUGGUACUUGGACAACAUGGGAACAAUGUUCUACCACGUGCGGAGAUGGAGAGAAAAUCCGCACCAGAGAGUGCAAUAAUCCUGCUCCAGCUUACGGAGGAGAUGAAUGCAAUGCUACUGAUUUGACAGAGGGAAUAUACUGUAAAGUUCAAGAGUGUCCCGUUAACGGAGGUCCUGGUACUUGGACAACAUGGGAACAAUGUUCUACCACGUGCGGAGAUGGAGAGAAAAUCCGCAUCAGAGAGUGCAAUUAUCCUGCUCCAGCUUACGGAGGAGAUGAAUGCAAUGCCACUGAUUUGACAGAGAGGAUAUACUGUAAAGUUCAAGAGUGUCCUGGUAUGACAAUUAACCAUUGGAAAUGCAGAUUCAUGCAUGUUUAUGAUUUAACAGAGAAUAUAUACUGUAAGGUUUAA
Molecule: messenger RNA, 1608 nt
Organism: Owenia fusiformis
Lineage: Eukaryota; Metazoa; Annelida; Polychaeta; Sabellida; Oweniidae
Source: the annotation of a GenBank genome assembly